Messenger RNA from Ostertagia ostertagi, 486 nucleotides. The record is from the annotation of a GenBank genome assembly. NCBI's taxonomy places the organism in Eukaryota, Metazoa, Nematoda, Chromadorea, Rhabditida, Trichostrongylidae.
AUGGAAUUGGGAUUUCUCAGACCAAUGCAGAGAGUCACUAUUCCUCAGCAGACGCCAGAUCAAAGUCAUAGAACUACGAGGAGCUGUGCUGUCCCACCUGGCGAACGUCAGGAUAACAUAGCGCGAGGUGCUCGAGCCCUUAAGCUUUUUGGCUCCGAAGACAAUCCCUAUGUUACAAGUGCAGGGCUGUUCAUCUAUAGGGAUCCUAUGAAGGUUGAGGGGAGACUUCUUCCGCCUCCUAAACUGAAAUAUCGCGAUGAAACAGCUACCGUAAGAGACGGAAAAUGGAGAACUCCUCGUGGACACCUCUUAAUACCGGCUGAGUGCGAUGUGUGGGCUGUUUACGCAUUGGUGGCUAGUCAAAACAAAGUCAAUAUACAAAAGUUGAUUGUUGCAUUUGCCGAAAUUUUCUUCAAGGAGGCUUCCAAUCGUGGAAUACGGAUGACGCCCCCAUCUGAAAUUCAGCUAUGCUUCCGCUCAUCUUAA